AUGAUGCUGUUGUUGACAUUCCCAAGCGGAAGUGCCGGUACCCACGGAGCUGGAGUCGGCGGUGGUAACGGUGGCAACACUGCAUUCACCAGUUCGAGCGUAACUUACGGACCUAAUGGCGGUUUCGGACAAGCUUCCGCUUUCCCCGGUGGUCCUGACGGUUUGGGCGUAAGAAUAGCAGCAGUUCCAGCGGUACGAGUAGCGUCAACGGAAAAACGACUUCGUACAAAACUUCAACUUUCGGAACGAACGACAAUGGAAAAAUAA
Messenger RNA from Pediculus humanus corporis (human body louse), 267 nucleotides. RefSeq lists its product as uncharacterized. The transcript has 3 exons. NCBI's taxonomy places the organism in Eukaryota, Metazoa, Arthropoda, Insecta, Psocodea, Pediculidae. The record is from RefSeq and is a predicted model, not a curated record. Bases 1 to 267 code for a protein of 88 amino acids.